Cuscuta campestris is the source of this 603-nucleotide messenger RNA. NCBI's taxonomy places the organism in Eukaryota, Viridiplantae, Streptophyta, Magnoliopsida, Solanales, Convolvulaceae. The record is from the annotation of a GenBank genome assembly.
GGGAAAAAAACCAGACAGUUUCUUCCGGGGUCUAAGACAGCACGGGAAAAGAAUCUGUAGCAGCGGAAGGAGGAAACGGAGUAAGGAGGAAGAAAGAAUGAGUGGGCCGCAGCCGUACCACCAGCCGACCACACACGAGGAAGUCCGAACCCUUUGGAUAGGAGACUUGCCCUAUUGGGCUGAAGAGCCUUAUCUCCAAAGCUGGUUCGCCGAUACCGGCGAGGUUCUUUCAAUUAAAGUAAUUCGAAAUAGGGGCACCGGACAGCCUGAGGGUUAUGGUUUUGUGGAGUUCACCUCACAUGCUGUAGCUGAGCAUGUUUUACAGUCUUACAAUGGAACACAAAUUCCAAACACCCAAUUGACUUUUAGGUUAAAUUGGGCAUCAUCUGGUAUUGGGGAACGGCGUGAUACUGGUCCCGAGCAUUCCAUCUUUGUAGGUGAUUUAGCUCCAGAUGUUACGGACAACUUAUUGCAAGAUACAUUCCGUGCUCAUUAUGCAUCUGUGAGAGGAGCUAAGGUUGUCACUGAUCCAAACACUGGACGAUCCAAGGNCUCUGCUUCUUAAAGAUUAAAAUAUCAAUUUUAUAAAUAAAGGAUCAAUUA